AUGAUACAACAUUUAGAUGAGAAACCGAUUAAAAAUCCGCAAAAUGGCGAUGAAGAGGACCUAAAAAGCAUUCCAUUAGAUGAGGGUGAUAUAGCACUGCUCAAGUCAUAUGGUCAAGGGCCAUAUAUGCAGGAUAUUAAACGUAUCGAUGCCACCAUCAAGAAUAUGCUCAAGGCUGUUAAUGAGAAAAUGGGGCUUAAAGAGUCAGACACCGGGCUUGCACCACCAUCAACAUGGGACCUUCCAGCGGAUCGCCAGCGCAUGAAGGAGGAGCAGCCUUUGCAAGUUGCCAGAUGUACAAAGAUUUUUGCCUCCGGGGAGGAAAAGAAAUAUCUGAUCAACAUCAAGCAAAUUGCCAAAUUCGUCGUCGGGCUUGGCACAAACGUCUCUCCAACAGACAUUGAAGAGGGCAUGCGUGUGGGGUACCCGAUUACUCUAUUCCCCGUUGUUGAUAGGAAUAAGCACCAGAUCCAGCUUCCGCUUCCUCCAAAGAUCGAUCCCUCUGUUACGAUGAUGCAAGUUGAGGAGAAGCCGGAUGUUACGUACUCUGAUGUCGGUGGCUGCAAAGAGCAAAUAGAAAAGCUUCGCGAAGUUGUAGAGCUGCCAAUGCUGAGUCCAGAGCGAUAUGUCGAUCUCGGCAUCGAUCCUCCAAAGGGUGUUUUGCUCUUUGGGCCUCCUGGAACCGGAAAAACCCUCUGUGCGCGUGCAGUAGCAAAUCGCACAGAUGCGGCCUUUAUUCGAGUAAUUGGCUCUGAGCUUGUGCAAAAAUAUGUGGGAGAAGGCGCUCGCCUUGUCCGAGAACUGUUUGAAAUGGCAAGAAUGAAAAAAGCGACGAUCAUUUUUUUCGACGAAAUUGACGCAAUUGGCGGGGCUCGCUUUGAUGAUGGUUCCGGGGGUGACAAUGAGGUCCAACGGACCAUGUUGGAACUGAUCUGCCAGCUCGAUGGAUUUGAUCCCCGAGGAAAUAUCAAGGUGAUUAUGGCCACCAACCGCCCAGACACACUGGAUCCGGCCCUUAUGCGCCCUGGUCGCCUUGAUCGAAAAAUUGAAUUUUCUCUUCCAGAUCUUGAGGGCCGCACUAACAUCCUCUCUAUACACGCCAAAAGCAUGAAUGUAGAGCAGUCCGUUAGAUUUGAAUUGAUUGCUCGUCUAUGCCCAAAUAGCACUGGCGCUGAGCUGCGCUCGAUUUGCACAGAAGCAGGCAUGUUUGCCAUACGUGCCAGGCGCAAAAUCGCUACCGAGGCUGAUUUUCUACAGGCCGUCAACAAAGUCAUCAAGGCAUAUGCCAAAUUCAGCUCGACUCCUAAAUACAUGACGCACAACUAG
Molecule: messenger RNA, 1326 nt
Organism: Mitosporidium daphniae
Lineage: Eukaryota; Fungi; Microsporidia
Exons: 5
Coding region: 1-1326 (441 amino acids)
Biological process (GO): proteasome-mediated ubiquitin-dependent protein catabolic process
Cellular component (GO): proteasome regulatory particle, base subcomplex
Molecular function (GO): ATP binding; ATP hydrolysis activity; proteasome-activating activity
Source: RefSeq, a predicted model, not a curated record